AAAACAACACAACAGAGAAAAACAUUUGGACUUCUAGAACGUCCAAGUUUUCCUCCACAGGCAGCUCCUGACCUCUUCCAGUACAAGAUAUUUGUAGCAGGGAAAUCAGGUGUUGGCAAGUCAAGUAUGGUUGCAAAUCUGACAGGGCAUCCAGUGUCCCGAUCCCAUAUAGAAACUGCUGGUAUUCAGACCUACACAGUGUAUUGGCCAGCAAAGCUUAUAGAAAUAGACAAAGUCAUCAUGUUUCAACUUCAGUUCUGGGAUGCAGGAGAAAAUGCAAUCAAAAAGUUUGACCACAUCUUACCUGCAUGUAAAGACCGCAAUGAUGCAGUUCUCUUGACAUUCUCUUUCACAGACAAGUCCAG
This is a messenger RNA of Owenia fusiformis, 365 nucleotides long. The record is from the annotation of a GenBank genome assembly. NCBI's taxonomy places the organism in Eukaryota, Metazoa, Annelida, Polychaeta, Sabellida, Oweniidae.